AUGGUGAAGAAAGCGGCACCGAAGAAUCCGGCAGCGAAGAAAUCGGCAGCGAAGAAACUUGAAUUCGACAAUUCCGUCGCUGAAAUGGCUGUUGAAGCUCCUCGAAGGCGAGGAAGAAGGCCAAAUGCUGUUUCUGAAGAAGUUCCUGAACUCGAGGUGAUUCUGGGGUGGGAACUUCUGGUCAAAGAAUCCCCGAUUCCAACUGUGAUUGGGGAUCCAAGUGCAACUGUCCCAAUAACGAGCAUUCCUACUCCGCCGAAUAUAAAAACAAUCUUUGCUAAGGAAUCUGUGUCUAUAAAGAAGAACAAAAAGGCUGGCAGUCCGAAAUCAAAAGCAAUUGCGCUUGUAUCUGAAAAAGAACCAAUUGAAGAAGAACAACCUAAUCAACUAGUUUUACAAAAUUCUUCUCUGGUUGACGUUCCACAGCCUGAAUCUCAUCAACUUCAUUCACAAGUUUUGAAAGAUGGCCUGCCUAUCGUGUUUAAUUUUGAUACACAAUGUUCAGGAGGAUCAUUGUGUAAAUUAAUUAAAGACUUCUCUCCUGAUCAAAAGGCAGCUGUUCAAGAGAUAGGGUUUGGAGGAUUGUUAGGCCUUCAAUUAAGUCGAAAAAACACUCAGAUGAUGUACUGGUGCAUCAAGUGCUUUGAUGGUGUGAGUUCUCUGUUUACAAUCAGUGAUUCCAAGCAAUUUGAAAUCACUGAUUAUGAUGUGUACGAUUUGUUUAUGCUCCCCCUUUCUGAGCUGGAGGUUGAAGGGGUUAAACGUGGGCGCAAUUCCACUAAUCCUGAUUUUGAUUUGAAGAUCAAGUGGAGAAAAGAGUUCGGUUUUGAAGAGGUCAAUUCUCAAAUUCCUAUAAGGUUGCUUGAGGACAAGAUUAAAUUGUUGACAGAUGGUGGUGAUCUGUUUAAACAAUUAUUUGUUUUUGUUGCUUUCUGUACAUUUUUUACUCCAACAGCCAAUAGGACUGUAGAUUUGAGAUUGGCUAAGGCUUUGGAAGAUCCUAAAAUGAUUUCCAAAUACAAUUGGUGUAAAUACGUUCUUGACGUAUUAUGUGAGGAAACAGUGAAAUUUAAAAAUAGUUUAUUGAAAGGCAAAGAUCAAAAGACAUUUGGAGGCUGUGUUGUGUUUUUGCAACUUGUGUAUUUUCAGAGGAUUAAGUUUAGGAAUUCCAGUGGUAUUCCUGAUCAAUUACCUCUUAUUCAGCAUUGGACAUCGAAGAUGGUAACCGAUCGGAUUCAUGCUGAAAAUGCCAAUAUGAGUGCAUUAUAUGGUUCUGGUAUAUUGGAGAAGGGGAAGUAUCCAAUUUCCAAAAAGUUUGUUUUUGUUGAUGGUCAAAUAGAUUUGACCCAAAUCAAAUCUAUUUCGAAAGAAAAUGAAGCAGGCAGCAGUGGGGGAAGAGCUGAACAGCCCUAUGUUGGGCGUCGAAUUCCAAGUCGGCGUCCUAGGAUUCUUCAGUUUGAAAUCCCUAAUUCUCAUCCUACAGAUGAAGAAAUUUUCUCUAAAGCCACUGAUGAUUUUCAUGGUCAGUGGUUGUUGAUGAAGAGAGAUCUGGAUGUAGUUUCAGCCAUCCAUGCUGAAGAGCUGUUCAAAUUAAAGGCUUCAAUGCCUUCGCAGAACCAUGGCGAUGAUAUUUUGGAAAAUUCCACUUAUCAAAAGAUGGUUGAUGAGUUGGUGGAGAUUCAUCAGUUGGUGAAGAAUCUACCAAAUGGUUGGGAUGACAUUUUUGGUUCAAGUAACAAUCCAGUUGUUACUGCUGCCCCUCAACCUUCUGCCGUUGUUCCAACUGAGCCUGCAGUUGUUACAGCUGCUGUUGUUGAUGCAACAACAUCUACCGAAGCAAUUAUUCGAGAAGUUGAUCCUGACACUCAAAUAAAUGCAGUUCUUGAUUCUUUGAAAAGCAAAGAUAAAGAAAUUACGGAGGAUGAUGAUGAAGAAAUAGAAGAAUAUGAGCGUGUGUGGGCUGGAUUUCAAAAAUGCAUCAUUAACAACCAUGUUGUAUCAAGAGUGAAUGUCAGUGUCUAUGGCAUAGAGGAAAAUGUGAUGUUUAUGUCUCCGUUUAUGAUAGCAUUUGAAGAUUUAAUGAGGCAUCUUCCAGCAUUUGUUCAAGAAGCUGUGGACUUUGCUGCUCUGACUGAUGGAGAGGGUAUUUUGACUGAUGAUAAAGUUAUAGAAUACAAUCAUUUUAUUGCGGUAGGAAGAGAUGACAUGUGGACCCUUCCUUCCACAUUUGAUAUUCUUUUGAUUCAUAUUGAAGCUUGGGCUUUUUUAUUGAAUGAAAAUGAAAGGAAUCCUGCUGGUUCUCCUCAGAAGCUGUUUUUAGGUGGCACAUAUUGUAAAUAUGUUGCUGAUUUGAUUGAGAAACCAGGCAAUGAAAAAAUCUUGUCUGAAUUGUGUGUUUGUCUUAAUUAUGGUGUGAAAGAUGUAAAUGGAGUUCAAUCGUUGAAAGAUUGUAAUAUGGUAUGAUUUAUAUUUUCUUUAUAUAACCAUAUUAUCUUCUUUUUUUUGUCUCCUUUCUUGUAGUUGUAAUCUGUUGUUUUUCUUUUUUAUAUAGAUUUUUG
Messenger RNA from Spinacia oleracea (spinach), 2558 nucleotides. RefSeq lists its product as uncharacterized. The record is from RefSeq and is a predicted model, not a curated record. Bases 1 to 2463 code for a protein of 820 amino acids. NCBI's taxonomy places the organism in Eukaryota, Viridiplantae, Streptophyta, Magnoliopsida, Caryophyllales, Amaranthaceae. The transcript is spliced from 7 exons.